Diaporthe batatas is the source of this 1094-nucleotide messenger RNA. RefSeq lists its product as uncharacterized. The record is from RefSeq and is a predicted model, not a curated record. The transcript has 3 exons. Lineage: Eukaryota; Fungi; Ascomycota; Sordariomycetes; Diaporthales; Diaporthaceae. The coding region runs from base 19 to 903 and encodes 294 amino acids.
CACAACGCCCGAGACAGCAUGGCUGCAGAGAAUGAUCGAGGAGGGCAGCCCUUGUCCAAACGGCAGCUUGCUCUGAGCUUGAGCAAAGAGGAUCUCAUUUCCACCUUCGAGCAGACACCUCAAUUCAAACCAGAUGGGUGUGCUGUGACCGGUUUUGUUUUCCCCCCAAGCCACCCCAUCGCUUACGUCAAGUUCGGCUUGGCAUCAGAACUAAGAGCAGAGCUACGCAACCAAGAGUACGUUUUCGAAGCUCUCAAGGCGAUGCCGCCAAAUCAGACACAAGGCAUCCUCGUCCCCGAGAUCUACAGCACAUUUGAGUAUGGCGAGAGAUUUUUCAUUGUCAUGGAGUACAUACCUGGAAGAACGCUUGCACAACUAGUACGGCAGCCUGGUUGGGAAUCUCAGGAGACCUCACUCAGCAACAGCAUUGCAAGGGCAAUUAGACUCCUUAUGUCUAUCAAACCACCCUCAGGACAAAAGCCAGGCCCUGUUGGUGGGGGCUAUAUCCGACAUCCCCUAUUCAAGGAUCAUAUGUCCUAUCUUGAGUACUCCUCUGUUGAUGAACUUGAGGCACAUUUGAAUAAGGUAUCUACCUUAAAGUUUAAGGACUCCCCUACUGUGUGCCUUGAGAGAGACCUAUGUUUUUAUUACAGUGAUUUCUUUGCCGGCAACUUUAUCUUCACUGAUUCCGGUGGCCUCUGUGUCAUUGAUUUCGACCAGGCUGGGUUCCUACCUCAAAGCUUCAUGAUGUUUGCAAUGUCUGAAAGUCGUUGGUAUCCCGGGCAUUGGAUCAAAGACAUACUAAACCUCCCCGAAGACAACCUCAAGGCUAUGCAAAAUAUUCACUACUGGUUCGCGAUAGGUGUUACAUGGCUUGGUACUGAGCGAAGAGUGAGAUAUUAGAUGGAGUAGUGGAAACUCGCCGGGGUAAAGCUACAUAUACUCCAAGACAUUGGGGGGAUGGUCUCGCGUCUUGCAGGCAGAAACGGCCAUUCCGUGGAGCUUCUAGGCAGUGAACGGGGUGCUUCACACCUUGAUUUUGAGGCUAGUUUCAGUCGAUUUACUUUAAUACAAAUUGUCGAGUAUUCGAUACA